Messenger RNA from Antechinus flavipes (yellow-footed antechinus), 1321 nucleotides. It is a transcript of the gene IL12B, whose product is annotated as interleukin 12B. NCBI's taxonomy places the organism in Eukaryota, Metazoa, Chordata, Mammalia, Dasyuromorphia, Dasyuridae. Gene Ontology annotation, cellular component: membrane; external side of plasma membrane. Gene Ontology annotation, molecular function: protein binding; cytokine receptor activity. Gene Ontology annotation, biological process: cytokine-mediated signaling pathway; immunoglobulin mediated immune response. The record is from RefSeq and is a predicted model, not a curated record. The coding region runs from base 1 to 993 and encodes 330 amino acids. The transcript has 6 exons.
AUGUGUCAUCAACAAUUGGUCAUCUCCUUAUUUUCUUUGUUAUUUUUGGCAACUCCUCUCAUGGCCAUAUGGGAACUGGAAAAAAAUGUUUACGUCGCAGAGGUAGAAUGGCAUCCUGAUGCUCCAGCUGAAACAGUGGUGCUCACCUGUGAUUCAUCUGAAGAGGAAAACACUAUUACCUGGACCUCAAACAAGAAUGGUCAAAUCUUAGGAACAGGCAAGACCUUGACCGUCCAAGUGAAGGAGUUUACAGAUGCUGGCACCUACAUUUGUCAGAAAGAAGGAGAAGUAUUGAGUCACAAGUUAUUGUUAAUCCGAGUAAUGGAGGAUGGGAUUUGGUCCACAGAUAUUGUAAAAGACCAGAAAGAAUCCAAAACCAAGACCUAUUUGAAGUGUGAAGCCAAGAAUUAUUCUGGGAAUUUCACCUGUUCCUGGCUUACAGAAAGCAGUUCUGACUUGAAAUUCUCUAUUAGGAGCAGCAAAGGCUCUUCAGAUCCCCGAGGUGUAACAUGUGGACCUGCUGUGCUCUCCGAGGAAAAAGUCAAAAUAAACAACAAGGAAUACCAAAAAUAUACAGCAGACUGCCAAGAGGUCAGCGCCUGCCCAUCUGCUGAAGAAAACCAGCCAAUUGAGAUUGUCCUAGAUGCCAUUCAGAAACACAAAUAUGAAAAGUAUACCAACAGUUUCUUCAUAAGAGAUAUCAUCAAACCAGACCCACCCAAGAAUCUUCAUGUCAAACACUUAAAGAACUCUAGGACUGUGGAAUUAACUUGGGAGUAUCCUGAGACCUGGAGUACACCACAUUCCUAUUUCCCAUUGAAUUUCAGCGUUCAAGUUCAGCGUUCAAGAGACAAGAAAGAAAAGAAUAGCUUCAUCACAGAAACAACCUCUGUUCAAGUUGAAUGCCACAAGGGGAAGAAGAUUUUGGUGAAGGCCCAGGAUCGCUACUAUAAUUCAUUCUGGAGCACAUGGGCAUCUGUGUCCUGUGAGUAAUGCAAGAAUUAGUAUAUUGUGUCCUAUUAACUUCUAUACCAAAAAACAACAGAAAAAUGCAUAGACAGUGCAUAAAUCAGGAAAGUACACCCACAGAGAAUAGAGGAAUGGGAGGGAUAAAGAAAAGAAUUUGGGAAGAUAAAAGAAUAAGGUUGGAGGAAAGAUAGAAGUGGAAAGAGAAGAAUAUAAAGAGGGAAAUACAAAUCCCAUGUUAAGCUCUCUGUGUGUUUAGCUACUACUAUGUAGCAACCUAGGAAGGGAUGUGAGAUGCUGGAUCAUCUAGAAUUUGGAUGAAGUGAAGAAGAAAAGACUAACUUUGAAGGAAAAG